AUGUCAGUAUACUCUCCUACUUCGAACAAUUCCUCAAAGAAUGUGCCAGCAUUCCUAAAUAAACUUUACAGCAUGGUGGGCGAUCCUGAUUCUAACGAUCUGAUUACUUGGUCUGAAAGUGGAAAUUCUUUUAUAGUGAAAAGACCUCAAGAUUUUGCUAAAGAAGUACUACCAAGGUUUUUUAAACAUAAUAAUUUUAGUAGUUUUGUAAGACAGUUGAAUAUGUAUGGAUUUCAUAAAAUACCACAUCUUCAACAAGGAGUUCUUCAAUCUGACGCACAAACAGAAGAAUGGGAAUUUAGUAAUAGUAAUUUUAUUCGUAAUCAACCGGAUCUUUUGAUUUUUGUUAAUCGUAAAAAAGGAAAAGAUACUGAUAUUAAAGAAGAUGUUGUUGAUAUGAAUCAUAUAUUGAAUGAGAUUGCAUCGAUUAAAAAACAUCAGUUGACCAUCAGUUCAGAUCUAAAAAACAUUCAACGUGACAAUCAAAUUUUAUGGCGAGAGACACUUUCUGCACGUGAAAGACAUCGUAGACAGCAAGAAACAAUUAAUAAGAUUCUUAGGUUUCUUGCAUCAGUUUUUUCAGCUGAUAAAAGAAGAGCUAUCCUAACACAUAAAAAACCUAGAUUGCUUAUUGGGAAUUCUGAUACCGAAUACAGCCGUGAUCUUAUAGCUGCAUUAGACCAAAAAGCAAACAUUGACCUAUCAUCAUUAUCUGCAGGACCUGAUGUUUCAUCAUUAAUUUUAGAUAUUAAUAAUCCAGCCUUGUCAUUAUCUGCAGGAUCUGACGCUUCAUCAUUAAAUUUAGAUGGUAAUAAUCCAGCCAUGUCAAUUUUAGCGUCACCUCCUGUAAAUAAUGAUAAUGAUUCUUCAACUUCGCAUUUUGAUUUAUUUAAUUCAUUAUCGACACUGGAGAAUGAUGGAACUGAUGUAGCAGAUUUCUUAAAUGCAACGCAAAUUUCUAAUCUUUUAUCUGAACCAAUUAUUAAUCAUGCAAUGGAUUCAAGCAUUAAUAACAACGAUGACGUUGACAAUGAAAUAGAUAUCGAAGAUUUAUUGGCAGAAAUUGAUGAUAAUG
Molecule: messenger RNA, 1075 nt
Organism: Entrophospora candida
Lineage: Eukaryota; Fungi; Glomeromycota; Glomeromycetes; Entrophosporales; Entrophosporaceae
Source: the annotation of a GenBank genome assembly